This is a messenger RNA of Aspergillus melleus, 1716 nucleotides long. RefSeq names its product peptide MFS transporter. Gene Ontology annotation, molecular function: tripeptide transmembrane transporter activity; dipeptide transmembrane transporter activity. Gene Ontology annotation, cellular component: fungal-type vacuole; plasma membrane. Bases 1 to 1716 code for a protein of 571 amino acids. Lineage: Eukaryota; Fungi; Ascomycota; Eurotiomycetes; Eurotiales; Aspergillaceae. The transcript is spliced from 4 exons. The record is from RefSeq and is a predicted model, not a curated record. Gene Ontology annotation, biological process: transmembrane transport.
AUGUCUGUCAGAGAUCAAGAGGUUGAGAUUACUCAACCACAACCCGUGGUGGAUGAGAAGUAUGCCGAUGCCAACGAGAAACCCCUCGGUUCUACCCCCGAUGGCGAGGAGCCGACCGACGACGAGUCCAAGGCUCUGCGUCACGUCGCCGAGAACCUGCCCAUCUCGGCCUGGCUGGUGGCCAUUGUCGAGUUGAGUGAACGCUUCACCUACUACGGAAUGUCUGGUAUGUUCCAGAACUACGUCAACCUUCCUCUCGACGGCAGUCAGGGUCGUGGUGCUCUGGGUAUGGGUCACCAGGGUGCUACUGGCUUGACCACUUUCUUCCAAUUCUGGUGUUAUGUUACUCCCAUUAUCGGUGCCAUCGUUGCCGAUCAGUACCUUGGCAAAUACAAGACUAUUGUUCUCUUCUGUAUCGUCUACCUGGUUGGAUUGCUUAUCCUGGUUUGCACGUCGAUUCCUACCGCCCUCGCCCAUGGUGCUGGUCUGGGAGGGUUCAUCGUUGCUAUCUUGAUUAUCGGUCUGGGAACUGGUGGUAUCAAGAGUAACGUUGCUCCUCUGAUUGCCGAUCAAUACAAGCGGAAGAAGAUGGCCAUGUCCACCACGAAGAAGGGUGAGCGGGUUAUCAUCGAUCCCGCCCUGACCAUCCAGCGUAUCUACAUGAUUUUCUACGGCUGUAUCAACCUCGGAUCGCUCUCGCUUCUGGCCACGCCCUACAUGGAGCGGGACAUCGGCUUCUGGUCCGGAUACCUGCUUUGUCUCUGCAUGUUCGCUGUCGGUACCACGGUGCUCAUUGUCGGCCGCAAGUACUACGUCGUCCGCCCGCCCCAGGGAUCCAUCAUCACCGACGCCUUCAAGGCGCUGUGGAUCAUGAUCGUCAACCGCAACAUGGACGCUCCCAAGCCCACCUGGCAGGCCGAGAACGGCAGCUCUCGUGCCGUGCCGUGGGACGACCAUUUCAUCGAUGAGCUCAAGCGUGCCCUGGUUGCCUGCCGUGUUUUCGCCUUCUACCCUGUCUACUGGGUCGUCUACGGCCAGUUCUCGAGUAACUUCGUCACCCAGGCCGGUCAGAUGAACGGUCACGGCAUCCCCAACGAUCUGAUGCAGAACUUUGAUCCCAUCUCGAUCAUCGUGUUUAUCCCUCUGCUCGAGACCUUCGUGUACCCCUUGCUGCGCCGCUUGCGUAUCCGCUUCCGCCCCAUCACCCGUAUCUCGCUGGGUUUCGUCGUCGCCUCUCUGGCCAUGAUGUACGCUGCCAUUGUCCAGCAUCUCAUCUACGUUGCCGGACCUUGUUACGGAUCGCCUGGCUGCGACCUUUCCAUCGUCGACGGCCAGACCCAGGGCAACGACGUCCACAUCGCCAUCCAGACCCCGGCCUACGUGUUCAUCGGUUUGUCCGAGAUUUUCGCCUCCGUGUCCGGUCUUGAGUACGCGUACACCAAGGCGCCUCCGUCGAUGAAGUCUUUCGUGCAGUCCAUGUACCUGCUCACCAACGCGUUCGGAUCCGCUAUCGCCGAGGCCCUGACGCCCGCUGCGUUCGACCCGGCCAUCAUGUGGAUGUUUGUCGGAUUGGCCUGCGCUUCGUUUAUCGCGGGUAUCGUCUUCUGGCUGGUGUUCCACCACCUCAACGCCCAGGAAGACGAGAUGAACGCCCUGGAUGCCGAUGACUCCGAGACUCCGGAGGACUGGCAUCACGAGAAGAAGCAGGACAACUAA